This is a messenger RNA of Lactuca saligna, 423 nucleotides long. NCBI's taxonomy places the organism in Eukaryota, Viridiplantae, Streptophyta, Magnoliopsida, Asterales, Asteraceae. The record is from the annotation of a GenBank genome assembly.
AUGGGAGCCAUGGCUGCGAGAUAUCUGAAAGUCUUCAAGUCGGCUAACCCAUCCGGGUUCUACAUCCACGUCACCUGCCAGGCUUCCGCCUAUGUCGUCGGAGUAGCCGAAUGGGCCACCGGAGUGAAACUUGCAUUUGCUCUGCUUUUGAGGCCAAAACCAGAGAACAAAUACAGAUUUUACUGGAACAUCUACCACCACGCCACCGUUAUUGGUCUUCACUACAACCUAUUAGCGGGUCACCGUCCACCAUUUCGUUCGAUUCUUAGCAAAGUACAACGAUCAGAUGGGAUCAACAAAAAGUUGGUACUUUUUAAUCACCGGUUGCUAUCAAUACUGAAUCUGUUAAGUGCUGAGUUGAUGUGUAAAAUGGAUGGCUUUGUGUUGCCACCUACCGAGUCAACUGAAAUCUUGAAAAGAUAA